AUGUUGAUCAUGAGAGUCUUGACUCCAUUUUUACUUUUGCUUCUGUCUGCUGAUGUAAAUGCACAUGAUUCACCGCGGGGUGCUAAUCCCGAGGCUCAAGAUGGGAUAUUUACCGUCAUUGACGAGCUUGUUGAACAGUGGAAGCUUGACCACCCUUCUCUCAGCCAGGAGCAAGUCUCCAAUAUCCAUGCCACGGCGCAGCAGAUGAAGGACAACUUGAUUAACCCACCACCUCCUCCUCCGCGUGUCACUGUGCCCGUGAGCAAGCCGACAAAUGUUCCUCUACCUGGUGUGCGUCCCCUUGGUAGAUUGCUGAGCAACAGCACCGGUGGUUAUCACGGCGCAAACUCAACCCUGGACCGAGCCAUUCAGAUUGUCCGACAAGCUCAGCGAGAAGCCGAUGCUCGGAACAAGGAGCGAUUUGCCAAUCCUCGCAUCAAUACUUACUACGAUGGACACGGUGCUGGUGCAAAGAGGGCUCGAGCUGUAGACAAUGCAUCUCUCCACAUCAAUGAAACAGUGACUGCUGCCGCCGCCAUCGUUGCGGAAGCCACCGAGGCCAAUGCCACCAGCAUAGAUCACGCCAAGUAUAUUUUGCCACCUCACGUUGCGUCCAAAGUCGCCCAACUCCACGGCCAGUCACCUCUGGCAAAGCGAGCAGGCCCCGAGUCAAACUCUGGCUUUUGGAUGGAGAACAUAGCCCACGAGGGCAUAGUUCCCUUUGGUGGCUCUGCCAAUAACGGGUACAAAGUAUUCAGAAAUGUCAAGGACUACGGUGCAGUGGGCGAUGGCAAGACGGAUGAUACGGAUGCUAUCAACAAAGCAAUGUCGGAUGGUAACAGGUGCGGUGCCGACUGCGGUUCGUCAACUAUCAAGCCGGCCAUUGUAUAUUUCCCGUCCGGUACAUAUCGUGUUCGCCAGACUAUUCCGCUGUUCUACAACACUCAGGUUAUCGGUAACCCAAACGAUCUACCCGCUAUCGUCGCAGAUGCAAACUUUAUAGGUUUGGGUGUCCUCUCAUCCGAUGAAUAUACAGGUGGCCAUGGCGGUGCAGACGAGUGGUAUAUCAAUCAAAAUAACUUUCUUCGCCAAGUUCGCAACUUGAUCAUUGACACCAGCUUGGCCAAGAUGAAGAGCAUUGCUGGGCUACACUGGCAGGUUGCGCAAGCAACUAGCAUUUUCAACGUUCAUUUCAUAGGGUCCAGAGACAGAAGCAAGAAACAUAUUGGUAUAUUCGCAGAGAAUGGCAGCGGUGGAUUCAUGGGUGACCUUGUCUUCACAGAUGUUACAAUUGGCAUUCGCUGCGGAAAUCAACAAUUCACCUCGCACUCCCUCUUGUUCUAUAAUGUCGGUAUUGCCGUUGACCUCCUAUGGGAUUGGGGAUGGACGUGGAAGAACAUUUACAUGGUGAACACGGAUGUUGGUUUUUAUAUGACUGGGGAUUACAAGGGCGGGUCCAUGAUGGUCCUGGACAGUCAUUUCGAAGUUGUGAACUUGGGUAUCUCCAUCAACACCAACAAGGGUGCAACCGACGCUGAACAGUUCUCCAUCACGCUGGAGAACAUCAUCAUGAACUCCGUGAGGACCAUGGUUAUUCACGGGUCUUCGAACAGUUUAUUGAAGGGAGGUUCCUCGACCAUCGAAUCCUGGAUUAGUGGAAGAGUGUAUGAUGAUGACAAUCCAGAAGGUGCCUUUGUCAAUGACAGGAAGUCCAGAAUGGCAGAGAGAGAGCCGUCGCUUGUCAGGACAAAUAUUGUCGCCACUGACGGAUACUAUAUCCGUAGCAAGCCCCAGUACGAGACCAAGUCGCCAGAUUUCUUCCUGAGCGCUCGAGCCCUAGCGAAAGGUGACGGUGUCAGUGAUGAUACGUUCGCCUUGACAGUUGCCGCUGCCAUUGCGAAGGAGAAGGGACAGGCUCUGUACAUUCCCAUGGGCUCUUACAUCGUCACCGAAACAGUGGUUUUCCCCGCAGGUUCCGUCAUUGUUGGCGAGUGCUGGGCUCAAAUUGUAGCCAAAGGAAAGUACUUCGAGGACGCAUCCAAUCCGCUGCCAGCCGUUGCCGUUGGAAAUUAUGGUGAAACUGGCUCAAUGGAGAUUCAGGACUUACUCCUGACUGUGCAAGGACCAACCGCCGGUGCCGUCUUGAUGGAGUGGAACAUUGCACAAGACAUGCAAGGGUCGGCAGCCAUGUGGGACGUCCAUUUCCGCAUCGGGGGCGCCGCGGGCUCUAAAUUGGAGGCCUCAGACUGUCCUCCGGAUACUUGGAAAAAUAUCUGGGCUUGGGUCGCUGAUCAUGAACUUGAUGGCGGCCCUAGCCAGACGCAAAUUGACAUCUAUGCUGCGAGAGGGAUUCUGAUCGAGAGUAGAGAAGGCCCCGUUUGGCUAUACGGGACGUCAUCAGAACAUGCUGUUCUCUACCAGUACAUGUUAUAUGGUGCAAGCAAUGUCGUCAUGUCAAUGAUUCAAACAGAGAGUCCAUACUAUCUGCCAGACCCGCAAGCCCCGGAGCCCUUUAAAGACACCGCUAGAUUUGUUGGAGACCCCGACUUCAAUGACUGCCACUCAUCGAAUCCUCAUUGCGCCGCAGCCUGGGGUCUCUCCAUCAUUAGCUCCACCAAUGUGCGUAUCUAUGGAGCCGGUUUGUAUAACUGGUUUCAACGAUACACGCAGCAAUGUGUCGAUACGCAAGACUGUCAGCAGCGGGUCGUCAAAGUCAAGAAUAGCGGUCAAAUCUGGAUGUACAACAUAUACACGAUCGGUACUGUCGAGAUGAUCAACCACGGCGAUGAUAAGCCUGUAUUGGCCAAAGAUAACACAAACACCAAUGAGCACCCAUUCACUUCGGUGGUGAACGGUUGGCUUCGUGCUUCAACUGGGCAGGCUUCGAGUGAUGGCGAUGAUGACGAUGACAAAGACGAUGACGAGGAUUAUGGCACUCUGAAUGACUGCAAUGGCUGGUAUGAUACACUCGAGCAAAUUCAGUCUGCAUACAAUUCCAUCCCAUCGGAAUGUAUCAACAAGUAUCUGGCCAAGGCUUUUCAUAUGAGCCUCACCAGCAGCAUGAAGAACUAUGACAAGAUUAUGCAGAAUGACUACCACUCCAAGUUUAAGGUUUACCACGAUCUCGUCGAAGUGCAAUCUCGUUUCCAGAUACGAAAGUAUAUGCUCGAUGAUAAAGCCGAAGGAUGGCACUGCGAGAUGUCGCAACAUCGAAAAUGCUGUGAUCAGUGCGCCGGUGGCGGCGGUUACCUGGACGAUAUUUGCUUUCAUCUGGACUGCUUUGGACCCAAUCAGGGCUCCCCCACGAAAUGCAGCAGCGGCAAGAGCAAAGUAGUGCCUUGCCCGACGUCCGUGGGAGAUCUCCCAGAUGCCCUAACCUGGGUUCUGGACGACAAGGAAAAGUAUUUCAGCAAUCUGGAGAAGAACUACGGUGUCCUCCGGGAUUGGGUCAAGUUUGAAGAUCUCGACGUCUACAACGUUUACGGUUGCGUCUGGUUUCAGCACGAAGAUGACCCCCAGGGCCUCGAGAGAUGCCAAAACAAUAGCGAUACCUUUUGGAGAAACUUUCCAGAUCUUCAGAGGAAUUUCAAGCUUGAAGACCCGUCAGAGGUCAUUAAAACUGCUCACGAUAAGACUGCGAAUCUGUUAACUGAGAACGAGAUGCAAAUGCGCAUGGCCGAAUUCGCCUUAAUUCCCUGGGCGGAUGUUGCCAACACACUCGCCCUGCCCGCCAUGUCGAUGAACGCUGCUGUUAAGAACAUGGAAGGCAUUGUCCGCGUUGCCAACAAAAAGAUUGAAGAGGACCGCCAGCAAGGCAUUGCAGCAAUAAUUACCGCCGUCUUGUUCUUCAUACCGUUUGUUGGCGAAGUCGCUGGUGCUAUCGGCGUGACUGUACUCCGCACAAUAAUUGAUCUUGCUGGCGCCUUUGCUGAUAUAGGCUACAGCAUCUACGACUCCGUCAAGAAUCCCGACAACGUGCUCUCCAACAUGUUUGGUAUCAUCUUUGCAGCUGGAGGGAUGAGGGGGGCUUUCAAGGCAGCCUCAGCCGAAUGGAGGGCUCUGAAGCAAGACAAGAUUGAACAACUGCCCUCGUCGUUUCAUAAAGAUGUAACUGCCAUGCGAAAGAUGCAGGCUUCAUGUAAACUAUAA
Ustilaginoidea virens is the source of this 4149-nucleotide messenger RNA. RefSeq lists its product as uncharacterized. The record is from RefSeq and is a predicted model, not a curated record. The coding region runs from base 1 to 4149 and encodes 1382 amino acids. Gene Ontology annotation, molecular function: polygalacturonase activity. Lineage: Eukaryota; Fungi; Ascomycota; Sordariomycetes; Hypocreales; Clavicipitaceae. The transcript is spliced from 16 exons.